Saprolegnia diclina VS20 is the source of this 747-nucleotide messenger RNA. RefSeq lists its product as hypothetical. The transcript has 2 exons. Bases 1 to 747 code for a protein of 248 amino acids. NCBI's taxonomy places the organism in Eukaryota, Oomycota, Saprolegniomycetes, Saprolegniales, Saprolegniaceae. The record is from RefSeq and is a predicted model, not a curated record.
AUGCCGGAUCCGGGCGCAUCGCUGCAUAUUGUUGACGCGGGGCCUGUCGAACACCUACCCACAGUGUUUCGCCUCGAUGACUUCCAAGUUGCUCGGCUGCCGCGCGACAGCAAGCUCGUCUCCGAAGUUGUGUCGGUGCUCCGCGUUGAUGGUGUGCACUAUCAUCUGAACUCAAGCCUUGUCCCAGACAAAAGCAACGUCGUGCUGUGCUCGACAUGCGCCAAGGACCCGACUGCAGGGUCUCACAGUAUCGCCAAGGGCUACGACUACGGGCGGUGCGAGACGUUGCCAAAAAUCAGCGACGCUACCUUGCGGGCUAUCACAGCUGCACGUGCGCAUCAUAUUAACCUUCUUGUGCGCCAGCACCACGCAACCGCCCACUGCAUUUGCUUUUUUGCGGAUGGGCCGAUCCAAGUCGCCAAGAUUUUGCCUGAAGUCACGGACGGGCGACGAUUCCAUGUGACGUACGUCGGACCACACGAGAAGUGCGAUGAGACGCUCAAUUCCAUCCGUGAGCACCACGAGAUCGUUGCAGACACCGCUUCUCGAUAUCUUCACGUCUGGAAAGGCGUGGGCCAUCCGGGCUACGUUGACGUCACUAUCGACGACAGCACAGAAAUGCGCAAUCGUAUGACCGCCGAAACCGACGCGAUCGAGCGCGAGGUCAUCAUCAACGACGACCAAGACGUCAUUGCACUCAAGGAGUAUCUUGACGACAAUGUCGACGUCGUUGACGGCGACGAUUAG